AUGGUUAGUGGUAAAACCCACGCUGAAACAGGAAUCCCACAAACGAGCUCGCGAAUCUUUGGACAGCUGUUUGCUGAGCGAUAUUUGACCGAUACCCUGGAAGUGCACCCUCCGGUGGUGGAUGUCGAUAGUGGAGAUGUCUUGGUGUCUAUCACACAUGCCAUUCCUCCAUAUGGCGUUGUGGGCGUCAACUUGUACCUGGCUGAUCUUCUCGAGGAUCUGCUCAACUAUCCCAGUCCUGCCUCUAGUGCCAAACAGGGAAGUGGAUAUGCCUUCUUGCUGGAUAGAUCAACGGGCAAUACCAUCGCCCAUCCGGCUUUUCCGAGGCCCCUCAUCCAGCGAGAGACCUCGUAUCCUGUGAAUAUUGCCUACCUUAAGAACGCGACGGAUUUUUCCAGCCUCAUUCGGGAGCGCCUGCUGCACGAGGAAAGUGGCAAUGCCACCACAGAUGUUUAUGUGGGGAAGCAACGACUGCAACGCACCUACCAUUGGCAAUCUAUUUUGGGCUUUUACGUGCUGUGCCUGGUGAGCAGUGGAGGCGAUUACCUUCGUAAUGUUUCGGCCGCCCAGCGCUACAACCUAAAAGAUACAAUGUCCAACUAUUAGCCCGGAUACUUUGGCGAGAGCAUGGACCUAUUGUAUCACCGCUUGGACUUCGUCCAAGGUGGCAGUACAUUGCCAAAAACAUGUCGCUACUUUAGACAAAUGGCAACCAUGGAUGCACCUACUCUAUUUCUGAGUGCUGCUGCAUUUGAGUCUCCUUUUGGAUUUCUGCACAACAACCGUCCGCGCACGCAACUCCGACACGUGGAAUCCAUUAUGGCCUACCUGAGGGAUUCUAGUGGCUUACUGGCGAACCCUGGCCUGCGUCCCGGCAUUCGAUAUGAAGUGAACAUGCUUUACCAGGCCAUACAGCAGCUGCGACGAAGACAUCAAGAUGCCAGGGGUUCUCUGCGAGGGCACAUCAUUCGGCGUUAUAUGGCCAGUGUUAGUGGAGUUCUUCAGCUGUAUCCUGGUUGUUUGCUCAGUAGUAGCUAUGAUCCCACUAGACGACCGUGGUUCCGGCAAGCCAUGGCUCAGCCUGGAAAGAUCGUGAGCACCGCUCCCUAUUUAGAUGCUGGAGGCGCAGGCUACAUCAUAACCAUAGCGCACACCAUUUUUGAGGGAAAGUCCCACGCACUGCACGUAGCACAGCAGGAUAGACCGAUCGGGGUGGUGGCCCUGGACGUGCCCUAUGCUUUCUACUACCGUCUCAUAAUAGAGGGAACCCCCAUGUGCCAGCAGCCGCACAUGAAGUGUCUUUUGUUCGAGCACGAGGGCUACUUGCUGGCUCAACCGAGCAUGAUGCAACCAGCUACUCCGACGCGUAACCAGAGACGGCCCCACGAGCAUCUCACGCACAAGGAGUCCUACUUGGCCAACGACAUGCUCAAUCACGGGCAGUUGGUAAGGAAGCUGGGCUGUGCCAGCUACCAGAAUCGAACUUUACAGCGAUAUUACGCGUUCAACACCUCCCUGGCCACCAUCCUUGGAAAUGUGGUGCACGGAGAACGAACCAAGUACGCCAUUGCCCUGAUCCGGGGAAGCAAUGUGUUUGCCGCUGUUCUGAAUUCCAGCUGUGAUGGUGGCGCCUUCUGUCCGUGCAGUACCAUCGAUCGGGAGUGCCUCAACUGCAAGCGGAUGGACCAAACGGACUGCGAAUGCCCCUGCGAGUGUCCACUGGUCGGGGACAGCAGCUCAACUUCGUCCUUCAACUACUAUGCGAACUAUAUACAGCAGUUUCCAUAUUGCCCGCCACCGAGUGAGCACUUUAUUGCUCUACCACCGACAACCCAACUGCUGAGUAGCCUCCCAAGUUGUCCCGGAAGCGCUGGCAUCUGUGAGACGUAUUCCACGCAGCGAGAGUGUCUCGGAGUGAUGGGCUGCGAAUGGUGUCAACAGGAUAUGGACGGAAACGGCUUCUCCACGGCCUUCUGUGCGUCGCAGGCUAGCUGCUUUAACGGAGUGCUAGCCUCUCUGACGCCCUACGGAGAGCUGGACGAAUUGGAGCUACUGGCCGCCCACAAUCCGCAACGAGAACAACACGCCUACUCUGCCUUCGGGCCGCUGGGCGGAGUUAUUGUGGUCCUGGGCAUGGUGAUAGGAUUUGCCAUAUAUUGCUACAGACACAACCUGGACUCCCAGGCGCAGGAACAGUUCUACGUGGACUCCGUUCAGGAAGAAAACUACGGGCUGCCCUUAUCCAGGUUCAAUUUUGACGACUGCAAGGCGCACGAUGAACCGCCUCUGGGUGGUGGAUACGACCACACGGCUGCCCAACAACAGCUGAUGCAUGCAGCGGACAUAUCGCCGUACCACGUGUCCAGUGGAAGUAGCUACCGGCGACCACCCAACGGAGAGUCGGAUCAUGGCUACAGCACCAUGACGCCGCAUGAGGACAGCUCCGACCAGCAGUGCUUCACGGAACCGUUGCUCCUGCACGACAAGCGCCACAGCAAAUCGGACACCAUGUCCAUAUCCACCUCCAUAUCGAGUCCCACGAAUCGACAGCAGUCCUCCACACAGCCAAAUACGCAUCCGUACUUGAGCAAUCAACCGACCUCCAAGACGGAGCGCUACAAGCAACAGCAGGUGCAAGCCACUCCCUCACCAUGCCGGGGACCGCCCGGAUCCGGAGGUGGAGGCGGGGUCUACGGGCAGACCACUCUGCCUUUGGAGGGAGAGGAGUCGCGGCACUACAUCCUGGCACCAGUGACUGUGCACCGGCACAUGGAAACGUCUGAAUCGUAGUCUAAAUAGCGUUGUUAAGUUUUAGAGCGUAAGGAGUCCGCUUGUUUGCCAAUCUAGUUUCGUAAGAUUCCAAUCGGGCAGUUCAACUGCCCAACAACUGUCCAGAAAUACCAAGAAUGGACUCCAGUUCCGGCCCACUGUAUCUUUUAGAGCCUCCCACAAAAGGAGUGUAAUACCAACACCAACUAUUAAGCGAUGACAUUGUUUCUGCCAUUUUUUGAUCGAUGUAUUGUAUUGUAUUUUAUUGUAAUUUAUUGCAACAAGUAUUACUAUAUUAUGUGCAGCUACUUCCAAUAUUUUUAACAAUUAUUUAAUA
This is a messenger RNA of Drosophila bipectinata, 3106 nucleotides long. RefSeq names its product VWFA and cache domain-containing protein CG16868. Gene Ontology annotation, molecular function: voltage-gated calcium channel activity. The record is from RefSeq and is a predicted model, not a curated record. Lineage: Eukaryota; Metazoa; Arthropoda; Insecta; Diptera; Drosophilidae. Gene Ontology annotation, cellular component: voltage-gated calcium channel complex.